CAUUGGCCGCGGCGCGGGCGCUGCCAUGUUGGCGGAAGCAGUGGCUCCCGGGCCGUGGAGACGCUGUGGCUAGCGCUGCGUCCCUGCGCGCAGACUCCUGCUGUUUUGGCCUCGCUGGUUUUGGCGCUGAGAGGCGGCGGCCGGCGGGAUGGAGAAAAGUAGGAUGAACCUGCCCAAGGGGCCGGACACGCUCUGCUUCGACAAGGACGAGUUUAUGAAGGAGGAUUUUGAUGUCGAUCAUUUUGUGUCUGACUGUAGGAAGCGUGUCCAGCUGGAAGAGCUGAGAGAUGACCUGGAACUCUACUAUAAACUUCUUAAAACAGCCAUGGUCGAACUCAUCAACAAGGAUUAUGCAGAUUUUGUCAACCUUUCAACAAACUUGGUUGGCAUGGACAAAGCCCUCAACCAGCUUUCUGUGCCUUUGGGACAGUUACGAGAAGAGGUUCUGAAUCUUAGGUCAUCUGUCAGUGAAGGAAUUCGGGCAGUAGAUGAACGAAUGUCUAAACAAGAGGACAUUAGGAAAAAAAAGAUGUGUGUGUUGAGGCUUAUACAAGUAAUUCGAUCGGUUGAGAAAAUUGAAAAAAUCUUAAAUUCUCAAAGUUCUAAAGAAACAUCUGCACUAGAAGCAAGCAGCCCACUUUUGACUGGACAAAUUUUGGAGAGAAUUGCUACAGAAUUUAACCAGUUACAGUUUCAUGCUGUUCAAAGCAAAGGCAUGCCUCUUUUGGACAAAGUAAGACCACGUAUAGCUGGCAUUACGGCCAUGUUACAGCAGUCACUGGAAGGCCUCCUGUUAGAAGGUCUUCAGACUUCCAAUGUUGAUAUAAUACGCCACUGCUUACGGACUUAUGCUACGAUUGACAAGACACGAGAUGCAGAGGCAUUAGUUGGUCAAGUGCUAGUGAAACCAUACAUGGAUGAGGUGAUUGUAGAGCAGAUUGUUGAGUCUCAUCCAAAUGGCCUUCAGAUCAUGUAUAAUAAACUCCUGGAGUUUGUUCCUCACCAUUGCCGCCUUCUUCGAGAGGUCACAGGAGGAGCCAUCUCAAGUGAAAAAGGCAAUACUGUUCCUGGAUAUGAUUUUUUGGUGAAUUCUGUCUGGCCAGAAAUAGUACGAGGAUUAGAAGAAAAAUUGCCCUCACUUUUUAAUCCUGGGAAUCCGGAUGCAUUUCAUGAGAAAUAUACCGUAAGUAUGGAUUUUGUAAGAACAUUUGAACGGCAAUGUGGAUCACAGGCCAGUGUAAAAAGAUUAAGAGCACAUCCUGCCUAUCACAGCUUCAAUAAUAAGUGGAACUUGCCUGUUUAUUUUCAAAUAAGAUUUAGAGAAAUAGCGGGAUCCUUAGAAGCAGCGCUUACAGAUAUACUGCAUGAUGCUCCAGCUGGAAGUUCGUAUUGCCUCUUGGCUUCUCAUAGAACAUGGAGCAGUCUUCAGAGGUGUUGGUCAGACGAGCUGUUCUUGCCGUCGCUGACGCAUCGUCUGUGGAGACUCACACUGCAGAUUUUAGCCCGGUACUCCGUGUUUGUCAACGAGCUUUUACUCAGGCCCAUCUCUAAUGAAAGCGUCAAGGAUAUUAAAAAGCCUUUGGUAACUGGUAACAAAGACCCUUCCAUUGCACAAGGAAACAAUGAAGACCAAGGAAGUGGUCCUCCUGAAACAAAGCCUGUAGUUUCCAUUUCCAGUACUCAACUUGUGUAUGUGGUUGCAGACCUGGACAAGCUUCAGGAGCAGCUUCCAGAACUCUUGGAAACAAUCAAGCCAAAACUUGAAACGAUUGGCUUUAAGAAUUUUUCUUCCAUCUCAGCAGCCCUGGAGGACUCCCAGCUGUCUCUGUCAGCCUGUCUGCCUUCCUUGAGCAACAGGAUCGUCCAGGACCUGAGUGAGUCUUGCUUCAGUUACCUGAAAAGUGCCCUGGAAAUUCCUCGGCUUUACAGAAGAACCAAUAAGGAGGUGCCAUCUACAGCUUCCUCUUAUGUGGACAGUGCUCUGAGGCCAUUUUACCAGCUUCAGAGUGGGCACAAGGAUAAGCUCAAACAGCCCAGAAUUCAGCAGUGGUUAGAAGGUGCGCUCUCUGAGAGCACUCAUAAGUACUAUGAAACUGUGUCAGAUGUCCUGAACUCUGUGAAGAAAAUGGAGGAGAGCCUGAAAAGGCUAAAACAAGCCAGAAAAACCACUCCUGCCAACCCCGUUGGUUCCAGUGGUGGCGGCAUGAGUGAUGACGACAAAAUCAGGCUGCAGUUGGCCUUGGAUGUUGAAUACUUAGGAGAGCAGAUACAAAAGAUGGGGCUCCAAACAAAGGACAUAAAAAGUUUUGCAGCUCUCAUGGAGCUUGUUGUCACCGCCAAGGACCAGGCAACAGCAGAACAGCCUUAAGUAUCUGGGACAAGCCCGAGGGGAGAGGAAAGUUGGACUGGGGCCCAGAGGGAAGAAAGUGGCUCUGUUCUCUUACCGGCCUCUGCAGCAAAGUGCUUCCACUCAUCUCCAGCAACAUGCCAAUGCAGCUCUCUCAGCAUAUUUGGGUCUUCUCUCACCCAAAAGAACACAAAAGCCUUUUUCCAUUGUAUGGAAGAUAGUUUUUAAGACAUUUGAAACUUUCUACUAUAGUUUACAGAGCAAAUUUUUUAUUUUUACUGUAAAUCUUAGGAAGAGCUGAUUUCUAAAAUAUGAUUAGAGUAAAUCUAUAGGUAUGAAUAUAAAAAGUUGUCUUCCUGGUCCUGCAGUUGGAGGCAACUAACUGCAGUGGAGAGACCAUAUUGUGUGGAAACACCCUUCUCUGAGGUGAAAUAACUGUACGUUUAUUGACUUUCUGAAAGAGGCUGUAAAGUGGUGGUUCUCCAUUCUUCACGAGGUAUUUAAGAACAGUGCUUCUGAUCUUGCUCAUCACUCAGACCUCUGUCAGGAACUAGAACCAGUAGGGAAGAUUUAUUUCCUAAAUAAAGAAGUGUCUGCCAA
Molecule: messenger RNA, 2947 nt
Organism: Ceratotherium simum simum (southern white rhinoceros)
Lineage: Eukaryota; Metazoa; Chordata; Mammalia; Perissodactyla; Rhinocerotidae
Gene: COG2
Product: component of oligomeric golgi complex 2
Biological process (GO): intra-Golgi vesicle-mediated transport; Golgi organization; protein transport
Cellular component (GO): membrane; COG complex
Source: RefSeq, a predicted model, not a curated record